GUUCAUAGAAAGUGAUUCCCUUUCAAAUUUCAUCUUCUUAACUGUUUGUUAAUCAAUCUGAUUAAUAUUUUCUUAUUGUCUUUAUUUAAUUUUUCUAUUAAACGAUAACUCAACACUCGACUCAUCAUGUUUGGAAUGGAAGCACCAAGAAUUCUCGUUCUAAGUCAGAACACUAAACGUGAAUCUGGACGUAAGGUUCAAUUGGAAAAUGUCCGUGCUGCUAAGGCUAUUGCCGAUGUAAUUAGGACUUGUCUUGGUCCUAAAUCUAUGCUAAAGAUGUUGAUGAAUCCUAUGGGAUCAAUUGUCAUGACCAAUGAUGGUAAUGCGAUUUUACGUGAGAUUACAGUUCAACAUCCUGCGGCUAAAACGAUGAUUGAAAUCAGUCGAACUCAAGAUGAAGAAGUUGGUGAUGGUACCACUUCCGUAAUUAUCUUGGCUGGUGAAUUUAUGUGUGUCGCUCAACCAUUUUUGGAGAAGAAUAUGCACCCAACCAUCAUAAUUAAAGCCUUUAGACAAUCUCUAGAUGAUUUAAACGAUUUCUUAAAGAAAGAUGUUGCUACUCCCAUCGACUUGAAUGACGAGAAGCAAAUUCUUCAGGUUAUCCAAUGUUGUAUUGGAACAAAAAUUCUUGGUAGAACCGGUGAAUUUGCAUGUCGUUUAGCAUUAGAUGCUGUGAGAACUGUUUACAUUGAGGAAAAUGGUCGUAAAGAGAUUGACAUCAAACGUUAUGCUAAAGUUGAAAAGGUGCCUGGUGGGGUUCUUGAAGAUUCUAGAGUCUUGAAAGGUGUUAUGUUCAAUAAAGACGUUAUUCACGCUCAGAUGCGAAGGCGCAUUGAGAAACCUCGAAUUCUUCUCCUCGAUUGUGGAUUAGAAUAUAAAAAAGGUGAAAGUCAAACUGAUAUCGAGAUGACCAAAGAAAAUGAUUUUACCGCUUUACUUCAAAUCGAAGAGGAUUAUAUUCAACAAGUUUGUGCAGAUAUUAUCAGGUUCAAACCCGAUCUCGUUGUAACCGAAAAGGGUGUUUCUGAUUUGGCUCAACAUUUCUUAGCUAAAGCAAACAUUUCAGUUCUGAGACGAUUAAAGAAAACUGAUAACAAUCGUUUGGCUCGUGCUUGUGGAGCUACAAUUGUUAACCGAACCGAUGAAAUCAGAGAGGAAGACAUUGGAACCCAGGCUGGUCUCUUUGAAGUGCAAAAGAUUGGUGAUGAGUACUUUUCAUUUGUUGUUGAAUGUGCAAAUCCAAAAGCAUGUACUAUUUUACUUCGAGGCGCAAGUAAAGAUAUUCUCGGUGAAAUUGAACGUAAUCUCCAAGAUGCUAUGUGUGUUGCUAGAAAUAUCCUUCUAGAACCUUUCAUUGUGCCCGGAGGUGGUGCUGUCGAAAUGGCUUGUGGAAAGCUAUUAAGUGAUAAGGCCAAAGGUCUAACCGCAGUAUCUCAAGCACCUUAUCGUGCUAUUGCUAGAGCUUUAGAAGUCAUCCCUAGGACACUAAUUCAAAAUUGUGGUGGUAACACAAUACGAACUUUAACCGCUUUACGAGCCAAACACGCCGCCGGUGAUAAUAAAACUUUCGGUAUCGAUGGUGAUACUGGUGAAAUUGUCGAUAUGAAAACACUUAACAUUUGGGAACCUUUAGCUGUUAAACAACAAGCUUAUAAAACCGCAGUUGAGACGGCUGUCAUUCUACUUAGAAUCGAUGAUAUUGUCUCAGGUUCCAAGAAACGAGAAACAUUGGAAAAAGAAGCAUCAACCAAAGCGAUGUCUUCUGCUAAACCUACUGAAGAAUCACAAAAAGAAGAAUGAUCAUGAUUAAUUGUCUUAAUUCUGAUUAAUCAGUAACAAUUUCCAUCGGUCACUUUUCUCUUACCUCUUUUGUUUGAAAAUUUUUUUCUUAUUACUUGUAACAACCGCGAUUUAACUUUAAUAACAAUAAGAUUUUGAUUAAUCAA
Panonychus citri (citrus red mite) is the source of this 1946-nucleotide messenger RNA. It is a transcript of the gene CCT3, whose product is annotated as T-complex protein 1 subunit gamma-like. Gene Ontology annotation, cellular component: chaperonin-containing T-complex. Lineage: Eukaryota; Metazoa; Arthropoda; Arachnida; Trombidiformes; Tetranychidae. The record is from RefSeq and is a predicted model, not a curated record. The transcript has 8 exons. Gene Ontology annotation, molecular function: ATP hydrolysis activity; ATP binding; ATP-dependent protein folding chaperone. Bases 127 to 1800 code for a protein of 557 amino acids. Gene Ontology annotation, biological process: protein folding.